Molecule: messenger RNA, 4438 nt
Organism: Trichogramma pretiosum
Lineage: Eukaryota; Metazoa; Arthropoda; Insecta; Hymenoptera; Trichogrammatidae
Product: nuclear valosin-containing protein-like
Exons: 11
Coding region: 467-3979 (1170 amino acids)
Biological process (GO): ribosome biogenesis
Cellular component (GO): nucleus
Molecular function (GO): ATP binding; preribosome binding; RNA binding
Source: RefSeq, a predicted model, not a curated record
UAAAAGUAUAAACCCUAUAGAAAUUGCACUCCGCAGUUGUCUGCUUGUAUUAAUUUUUUAUCUAAUCGGCACACAUUGUUUUAUCGUUGGCAGUAAAAAUCGAAAUUAUUAUUCAGUCAAUUAUAACAUGCGAAGAAUUCGAGCCUGCGCACAGACUUUGGUUUGGCAUACAUAUACAUCCCCAAUCCCCAUCAGCCAAUUGGAAUCGCCGAAUGCGCCUGCCCUUCGUUCUACAGCCGGUAGCCGCACGAGAAGGUCACGUUACACCUAGCCAUAGUAGCCGGCGCAUUGCGAGCAGGCCAUCGCAACUUUGUGUACACAUUAGUUCUUUCAGUUAUUGCAUGUCCUUAUCACGAUACUUCUCGAGUAUCGUCGCGGUAUAUCCGCUGUGAAACUUUACAAACGCAUCGUGUGUAGAUUAGAAUAUUUGUUUGUCGAGAGACCAAGAAUUAGCAAGUAAUUCAAAAUGUCGAGCGAACAAUUAAUUAUUUCCAGAGUCAAAUCGUACUUGUACGAAAAUCAAGAACUCUACAUUGACAUAACCGAGAUGGCAGAUACCCUUCAAAGAAAAUACAGGGAUUACAAAGGGAAAAAACGAGGUCCUUUCAGAGCACUGGUACGUCGUGCUUAUGAUGAAAUAACGGAAAACUUGGCCAAAACUCAAAAUUCACAAGACCCUUGGACUGAUGACAAUGAGAUUGAAAUUGAGUCGGACAACCAAGCUGAUACAGUGCCGUCUGAAUAUUUACAAUGCUACAAACGUAAAGGACCAGAUCAUCAAAAUGGAAACUCAAGUGAUAAAGAAUUAAUUGAUAUUAGCAGCGAUGAUGACCAAGACAAAAAUACAUCAACAGUAGUUAAUAAAUCUAGCGACAUUCUGUCACAAGGUGCACAACCAGCAAAGAAAGCACGACUGUCCCCUAGUGUCAGCAAUGCAUCUUUAAAUAACAGAUUAAAUGUACCAUGGCCAGAUAUAACGAUACAUAAGACUACAAAUGUGCCUCCAGUGAAAUCAAAUCAGUCAAAUCAACUGAAUCCCUGGCAUCAGUCAAGUCAGUCAAGUCAUGCAAGUCAUGCAAGUCAUUCAAGUCAUUCAAAUCAAGUGAAUGAAGUAAAUCAGUUUAAUCAAUUAAAUCAGCAAAAACUUUCUAAUAAUUCAUCCCAGUCACAUCAGUCAGGAAAACUGAAAAAAAAGCUCAAAGAUAAAGAUACAGAAAGUACUAUUCAAGAUGUCAUAAUAAGUAAAAAGGAAAAACAAGCACCUGUUACUGUUCCUAAAGUUGAUUUUUCAGAUAUUGGAGGUAACAGUAAAAUUUUAGAAAAUAUUGUAAAAUUAAUGAUACAUGUGAAGCAACCAGAAACAUAUGCAAAGUUGAAAAUAACUCCUCCUAGAGGGUGUCUAUUACAUGGUCCACCAGGUUGUGGCAAAUCUUUAUUAGUUAGUGCUAUUGCUGGGGAAUUUAAUAUACCAUUAUUAAAAGUAGCAGCACCUGAACUAAUUAGAGGUAUAUCUGGAGAAAGUGAAACAAGAAUUAGAGAAUUAUUUGAACAAGCAGCUAGUAUUGCACCAUGUAUUCUAUUUUUUGAUGAAAUUGAUGCAAUUGCUCCUCAACGUGCAGUAGCUCAACGAGCAAUGGAAAGCAGAAUAGUUACCCAAUUACAGAUUUGUAUGGAUAAUCUUAGUCCAAGAGUUCUAGUUUUUGGAGCAACUAAUCGUCUUGAUGCUAUCGAUCCAGCUUUAAGAAGAUCUGGUCGGUUUGAUAAAGAAAUAUCCUUAGGUAUUCCAAAUAAAGAAGCAAGAGAAGCUAUUCUAAAAAUUCACACAUCUGGCGUUAAAAUUUCACCAAAAGUUAGUUUAAAAACACUUGCUUUAUUAACUCCGGGAUUUGUUGGAGCUGAUCUAGUAGCUUUUAUCAGAGAAGCUGCUGUAAAUUGUGUUUAUAGAAUGUUUUACGAUUUAAAAAGACAACAAAAUAAAGAUGUACCUAGACCUACUCCAAUGCAAGUUGAAAAAGAUUCAGAUAUAGAUAUUGCUGAUGUUAUUAUUGAUGAUGAUAUCAUUGUAGAACCAGCUACUUCUAGUUCAUCAUCAACUCACAAAGCAGAUAAAUUAACUGCAAGCUCUUCAGAACAAUCAAAAAUUAGCAAUGACUCUGAACAGUUGAAUGUAUCUUUAAAAUCUGUUGAAGAACUGUCACCAAAACCAACCCCUGGUACUUCUGCAGUAGAAAUGGAAUCUACUGCAACUGAAUCAACUCCAAAUACUUCUUCAGCAGACAAUAAACCUAUGGAAGUUACUAGUAUUUCUGCUUCAGAAACCAAAGCUAUAGAAACUCUUAACACUCCUGAUGUGGAAACUAAAUCUGCCGAAGCUUCAACCACUUCUGCUGCAGAAAUCAAGUCCACAGAAACUUCUAAACCUUCUGAAGAAGAAAUCAAAACUACUGAAGAUCCUUGUUCAUCUGUUGCAGAAGCUAAAUCAUCAGAAGGUGGAAUUUCUGUAGCAAAAACUACAAUUACUGAUGUUCCUAGUACCUCUGCAGCAGAAAUUGAAUCAGCAGAAGUUGCUAGUACUUCUGCAGCAGAAAUUAAAAAAAAAGAAGUUACUAAUACUUCUGCAGCAGAAACUAAAAAAACAGAAAUUGCUAGUACUUCUGAGAUUGAAACGAAAUCAACAGAAGGAGCUAUUACUUCUGUAGAUGAAAAUAAAUCAACAGAAGUAGCUAGUACUUCUGCAGCUGAAACCAUAGAUAUUGAAGCUCCAAGUACUUCUAAUGCGGUAAUUAAAUCAACAGAAGUUGCUGAAACUCAGUUAACGGAAAUUGCUGAAACACAAUAUGAAACUGCUAACGAAAUAGAAUCCAAUACAAUGAUCAAUGAAGUUGAAAUGCGAUCUCCUAUUGAAGAACCUCCCUUAAAAAUUGAAUCCCCCAAUAAAUUUAAAGAUAUUUUAUCUUGGUUACGUAAUGAUUCAUUACUCACACCUGAGCAGCUUGAAUUACUAACUAUUGAAGAACAAGAUUUUGAAUUAGCUUUAAAAGAUGUACAGCCCUCAGCUAAGAGGGAAGGUUUUGCCACUGUACCAGAUGUAACAUGGGAUGAUAUAGGUUCCCUGCAACAUAUCCGUGAAGACUUACAAAUGGCAAUAUUGGCACCAGUUAAAUUGUCUGAUGAUUUUGAUAAUCUUGGAUUAGAAGCUUCAACUGGAGUUUUAUUAUGUGGUCCUCCUGGUUGUGGAAAAACUUUGUUAGCAAAAGCUAUUGCCAAUGAAGCUGGCAUCAAUUUCAUAUCAGUAAAGGGACCUGAACUACUCAAUAUGUACGUUGGGGAGAGCGAAAGAGCCGUUAGACAAUGUUUUCUAAGAGCUCGAAAUUCGGCACCUUGUGUCAUAUUUUUUGACGAACUCGAUGCUUUGUGUCCUAAACGUUCCGAAGGUGACAACUCGGCUUCAUCUCGUGUAGUUAAUCAGUUACUAACUGAAAUGGAUGGCGUCGAAGGUCGUAAGAACGUCUUUAUAUUGGCAGCCAGUAACAGACCAGAUAUAAUUGAUCCAGCUGUUCUUCGUCCUGGUAGACUUGGUAAAAUUUUAUACGUUGGUCUUCCUAAUCCUAACGAUCGAGUAGACAUACUUACUGCAUUGACAAAAAAUGGAACAAAACCAAAACUUGCUGCCGAUGUAGAUCUCAAAGCUUUAGCUGAGCGCUGUGCUGGUUACACAGGUGCUGAUUUAGCGGCAUUUGUUCAUGAAGCUGGCGUUGAGAAAGUGCGCGAAAUCAUGCGAGGUGCUUUUGGACCAACUGAAGUCUGUGCUAGGCACUUUGAAGCUGCAUUUGCUAAAAUUAAACCUUCUGUGACAGAAAAGGAUAUUAAACACUAUGAAAAGUUACGAUUACGUUAUGCAGCUAAAACAACAGACACAACAGAUGUACAGAUGAAAUUAGAAAUACCAGAAGCAGAGAUGGAAGCAAUGGAAACAUAAAUAUUUUCCAUGAUGAAGAGUUCAAAAUUAAUAAAAUUUUGAUCAUAGAUCUACCCAAAGUUAGUAUUGACUUAUGCCGUUCUACUCUUGACGAGAAAUUUUUGAUUCGUUAUAUUUUUUUAUUUCUUUUGAUUAAUGGGUUUUAUAUCCUGUGAAUGAAAAGUGAUCUGUGUUAGAUUAAGUUAAAUUUGCAAUAAAUCUUUCAUGUUUAUCAACUCAAAUACUUAAAGUUUGCUAUAACUUAAUUUCAAGGUAUUUCAGUUGUAAGUACAAUUACCUUUUAAGUUCAUCUUAGCAAUUUAUUCAAUUAAUGCUAUAUUAUAUUAUUUAAUGUAAAGCCUCUUUUCUGAUAAAAAUUGUGAGAAAUUCAAUGUAAUUUCAAUACAUUCUAAAAACACUGUACUCAUGAAUUCAGAACGUUACGGAAAAAGGUAAUAAAAUUGUUAAAACGACCAUAAA